AUGAAGGUCACAUAUGCAUUAACAGCUUUGAGCUUGCUCGGCGUAGCAAUUGCUCUCCCUACUCCAAUUGACACAAGAGAAGCACACAGCAGCGAAUCUACCUUAGAGGCAAAACGGGAUGCAGCACCAGCAGAAGAAGCUACCAACUACUUCUAUGCUGUUCAGAAGAAGGAUGCUGUGCCAGAAGAAGCUGCAGAUUUCUUCUAUGUCGUUCAGAAACGAGACGCUGUGCCAGAAGAGGCAUCCAACAUUUUCUAUGCUGUCCAGAAGAAGGACGCUACGCCAGAAGAAGCGACCAACUUUUUCUACGUCGUUCAGAAACGAGAUGACAUACCAGAAGAAGCUUCCGACAUUUUCUACGCUGUCCAGAAGAAGGAUGCUGUGCCAGAAGAAGCUGCAGAUUUCUUCUAUGUCGUUCAGAAACGAGACGCUGUGCCAGAAGAGGCAUCCAACAUUUUCUAUGCUGUUCAGAAGAAGGACGCUGCGCCAGAAGAAGCGGCGACCAACUGGUUCUACGCUGUACAAUAG
Molecule: messenger RNA, 528 nt
Organism: Botrytis fragariae
Lineage: Eukaryota; Fungi; Ascomycota; Leotiomycetes; Helotiales; Sclerotiniaceae
Exons: 2
Coding region: 1-528 (175 amino acids)
Source: RefSeq, a predicted model, not a curated record